AUGUCAGCAAAGUCGCGAUUUACGAGGCUAGAUGCCUUCGCCAAGACGGUUGAAGAUGCUCGCAUUCGCACGAAAUCCGGAGGUGUCAUUACAAUUGCAUCGUUGUUGAUUGUUAUGUGGCUGGUAUGGGGUGAAUGGGCCGACUACAGACGAGUUGUUGUGUUGCCGGAGCUUGUUGUCGAUAAAUCGCGAGGAGAGCGAAUGGAGAUCCAUUUAAACAUGACCUUCCCUCGGCUGCCAUGCGAACUCUUGACCCUGGACGUGAUGGAUGUCUCUGGUGAGCAGCAGGUCGGUGUGGCCCACGGCGUGAACAAAGUCCGCCUAAGUCCACGCAACGAAGGAGGCAAGGUGAUUGAUGUCCAAGCUUUGGACCUACACUCCCCAUCAGAAGCUGCAAAGCACUUAGACCCCGAAUACUGUGGCGAAUGUGGCGGAGCAACGCCUCCCCCCAAUGUGAUCAAACCGGGAUGCUGUACUACUUGCGAGGAAGUGCGCCAAGCUUACGCCGAGAAGCAAUGGGCUUUUGGCGACGGCAGCAACAUCGAGCAGUGUACGCGUGAAGGCUAUGCCGAGAGACUCGCCGAGCAGCGCCGCGAAGGUUGCCGGAUUGAGGGUGUGCUAAAGGUCAACAAGGUGAUUGGCAACUUCCACAUUGCACCAGGCCGCAGUUUCACCACUGGCAACAUGCACGUCCACGAUCUGGACACCUAUAUCGACCCUAACGCGGGCCCGGCUGAGCAGCACACGAUGUCCCACUUGGUCCAUGAGCUUCGCUUUGGACCCCAGCUCCCCGCUGAGCUUGCUGGCCGCUGGGGGUGGACCGACCACCACCACACCAACCCGCUUGACGACACCAAACAGGAAACCGACGAGCCCGCCUACAACUUCCUGUACUUUGUCAAGGUUGUCUCGACAUCUUACUUGCCUCUAGGCUGGGACCCUCAAUUCUCGACCGCCAUCCACAACGCCUACGAUAAGGCGCCUCUUGGCUACCAUGGCCUCGCCUACGGUACUCAGGGUAGUAUCGAGGCUCACCAAUAUUCGGUAACCUCGCACAAGCGUCCUCUUUCUGGUGGAAAUGAUGCCGCGGAAGGCCACAAGGAGCGCGUGCAUGCCGGUGGCGGCAUUCCAGGCGUCUUCUUUAACUACGAUAUCUCCCCGAUGAAGGUUGUCAACCGCGAAGCUCGUCCGAAGACCUUCACUAACUUCCUUACCGGUGUCUGUGCUAUCAUCGGUGGUACUUUGACUGUUGCCGCUGCUUUGGACCGCGGUGUGUAUGAAGGCGCCAUGCGCGUCAAGAAGCUGCAUUCGAGCUAG
Molecule: messenger RNA, 1317 nt
Organism: Penicillium digitatum Pd1
Lineage: Eukaryota; Fungi; Ascomycota; Eurotiomycetes; Eurotiales; Aspergillaceae
Product: retrograde cargo receptor ERV46
Biological process (GO): endoplasmic reticulum to Golgi vesicle-mediated transport; retrograde vesicle-mediated transport, Golgi to endoplasmic reticulum
Cellular component (GO): COPII-coated ER to Golgi transport vesicle; endoplasmic reticulum; Golgi membrane
Source: RefSeq, a predicted model, not a curated record